Molecule: messenger RNA, 2447 nt
Organism: Esox lucius (northern pike)
Lineage: Eukaryota; Metazoa; Chordata; Actinopteri; Esociformes; Esocidae
Gene: faap24
Product: FA core complex associated protein 24
Exons: 4
Coding region: 172-819 (215 amino acids)
Biological process (GO): interstrand cross-link repair
Cellular component (GO): Fanconi anaemia nuclear complex
Molecular function (GO): chromatin binding
Source: RefSeq, a predicted model, not a curated record
UCCACUAAUGGCCGAUGUUGCGCUGUUUACUAAAGAUCGUGUCAGUCAUUAAGACCAAAAAGGAAGACAAAAAUUCGGAUUUCGAAAAUAAACCGACAGGCGAUUGUAGUGGUACAGGCGUUUGGUAGAAUCACAUUUUGAAGAAAGUUCGAUUGGAUAUAUCUUUUUGAAAUGGAGAUAAAACCUCCUGUUCUUGUGAAUGCAGUACCCCCGUAUGGCCAUGUUAUUGCCCACGAGAAGUGGAGAGAUUCAGUUCUUGUACAAAGUUUGAAAGGUACUGGAAAUGUGAAAACGAUCUUUGAAGAAGAACUUGGCGUGGUGGAUUUUCAUCUGUCCAACAAGAGCUGCAUCUUGUAUGUCUCUGAAACUGACAUUGUGGCUGGAAACAACUACAAAAGAAAACUAGUUCGGUUUAGAAAUGCCAACAGCAGCCUUCAGGGCAUUGUUGUAGUGGAAAAGACCCGGCUCAGUGAACAGUACUUUCCUGCAAUGCAAAAGUUUGUGGUGUUUGAGCUGGGCCUGACACUGCUACCUGUCGCCAGCCAGCUAGAAGCAUCCCAGCUACUCACACAAAUAGUGCAUGGAGAGAGUAAAGACAACCCGUUCCGCAGGAAGAGUGUGUCUCGGCUGCUGGAUCCCCUGGUCAUGUCCCUGGUUCAGCAGAUCCCUGGGGUUGGAAAGGUCAAAGCCAGGGCCCUGCUUCAGCACUUUUGCAGUAUUCACCAGCUGUGCAGUGCAGAGACCCAUGAACUGGAGCCCAUAGUAGGCCAGGCCACAGCUCAGUCCAUAAGCAACUUCUUCCACAACCCAUUAGUUUGACUAUGCAGCUCACUGACAAAUCACAACUUGUUUUUAUGGUGAGGUUUGUAAGGGAGGAUUGCAAUGCAACGUGCUAUUAGUCACACAAUAGUGCACGUUGUCAUGGGUGCAGCGAAAUUGUAGGAUCUAACAUAAAACAUGAGGCAGUCAAGUAAUGAGCCUGACAUGGCACUGAAUCUGGGACUGGCCGCUAGAUGGGGUACGUGAUCCCUUUUUCUAAUCAAGGACAUGUCCAUCGAAAUGACUAUUUUACUUGAACUGAUAGUGGGUUCAAAUGGAAAUAGUUUAACCUUUAUCCAACCCAUGUCAGAGCCUACAGGGGAACCUUCUUGGAGCUCAAACAGAAAGCGCAUAUCCCCUGGCAUAGUUCAGUCCAAUCCAUUUGCACUAAAGCAUUCAGCCUCAAUGAAGGAGCACUUUCUUGGCAGACUGGAAGGCCUUCUUUCUCAAACACAGUGAGGACUGCCUUUUAUACCAGUCGGACCAUGUGAUCUGGGCUCGUUACAUGGAGAUCUCCCUGAGCCAUAACUUCCCUCUGUGACACUCCAUUCCAUCCCCUCCCAAUCCAACUCAGCCCAACAGGAAGUAACGUUGGCAAGCUGCGCAAGCAUGAAUUGACUGAAUGAAUUGGCUCCUACCUCAACUCAACUGUUGUGAAAAAAAUAUAUAUUAUUAUUAUUAUUAUUAUUGAACUUACUGUUUUUUUCUUUGACCGGAAUGCAAAUAUGUUCACUGCAUUUUCACUUUUGCAAUGUUAUUUGGGCUCACUUAAUUUGGACCGGGCUGACUUUGUUCGCUUGUGUGUUUUUAAAUAGAUUCAUUUAGUUAAACUUCAUCUGAACUUUUGACCCAGUGUGACGUGAUGCUGUGAACUUUUGCACUGGUCCAUAAAAUACUACCCUACGAACAGUUAAAAGGCAGUGGGUUCAAGUCUUCUGUCUUUCCCUUCCUCUCCCCUCUGUCCAGCUUCCUUCAGUCACCCAGAGUGGCUCCAGUGAUGUAUUGGUUUUCUGCUCGGCUUCCUCCUUUAAGCACUGCAGCACACUGCUGGCAGUGUUGGUCUUUCCUCCCUCCGUGCACACAAAGCAGCUGGUCGUUUUAUUGGCCUUCUAACAGGAUCAGCUGAAUCCAGGCCCUUUAUUGUGCAGUCUGUGGCGUUAGCGAGAGAGGCAGAGAAAAGGCCCGGUACGACGGCACAACUUGACUUCCUAAAUUCCACUAGGAUCCUUUAGAGAGGAAGGGAAGCAUGAAGAAGGCCCUCUUAGGGAUGCAUGCGCUGGUGGAGCAGAGGAGCAAGCCCUCCUCUCUUUUGGUUUCCUCUCCCGAAACAGUUCAGAUGUGGUCUCUCAUCAGGAGGCUGUUCAGAGUGACAUCAAUAUAACAUGAGGUCUAAUUUUAGACACGAGGAAGCAGAGGCAGAGUUGCGUAAAUGGGAGUGUACCUAAUCUGAAAUGAAAUGCACACUAAGAAAAAAUAUGCCAAAUGAAAUACUGUAUGUUCAGUAAAUUAUUCAGAACUCAUUUGGUCACUCCUAAUAUUUGUGUAUUGUAAUAAUUGAUUUAUUUUAUAAAACACUUGUGGUGACAUUUGUUUCAAGUGCAGUAAAUUUGUUUGAGAAUGAAAAGGGU